CACAAGCAGCAUAUCACUGCGGAACAGAUAUUGUCAGACGCGUUAUUUGGAGUGGGAGUGAAGGCUAUGGACGAUUUAUCGACUGAUCCCCUCACGCACUGGAUGGUCUACUUUUUUCUGAUCCACGAGCUUUUAAUAAAGUCUACCUGAAAAUGAGACGCAUAGAAAACAAUCGUAAGCGAAUUUUACAGCGUCAGACGCGUCUGCAGCGGGGGAGAGCAGUGGAGGGACACGGAAACUUGUGUGGUGCAGGAGACGGUCUCUGAAUCUGCGCUGCCACAGUUGUCACAGACAGAGAAGAGCCAUGGUUACUUCACUCCUACUGAUGCUCAGCUGGACUGUGAUCUCUGAGGUUGUGAGAGCUCAGAAUGACACGGAACCGAUCGUCCUGGAGGGCAAAUGUCUCGUGGUCUGCGACUCUAAUCCGGCAACGGACUGGAAGGCUUCAUCCUCUCCGCUCGGCAUCUCGGUGCGCGCCGCCAACUCCAAGGUGGCUUUCUCUGCAGUCCGGAGCAACAACCACGAACCGUCGGAAAUGAGCAACAAAACAAGAAUAAUCUACUUCGAUCAGGUUCUUGUGAAUAUAGGAAACUACUUCACAUUUGAAUCAGUAUUUCUGUCCCCGAGGAAAGGAGUCUACAGUUUUAACUUCCACGUGAUUAAAGUGUACCAGAGCCAAACCAUACAGGUGAACUUGAUGUUGAAUGGGAAACCAGUCAUCUCUGCCUUUGCGGGUGACAAAGAUGUAACUCGCGAGGCAGCCACUAAUGGAGUUCUGCUCUAUCUUGAAAAAGAGGACAAAGUCUACCUAAAGCUGGAGAAAGGAAACCUAGUUGGUGGAUGGCAAUACUCAACAUUUUCUGGCUUUCUUGUGUUUCCUCUGUAAAAAAGAAAAAAACAAAAGAAAAAAGAAAAAAAAAGAAAAGAAGAUUGUAAGCUUACUGACUUCUUCAUAAUGUGUUGUCACAGUAUAAUCAAAACAUUGCUGCUGCAUCAGUUGGAUCUUGCCAAAAUGUUGAAAAAUGAUAGAUGGAAAUGGAUCCCAACAUAGAGAGGAAAAUAAGACUUUGGAAAUGGUUCACGUUCGCUGGAAGUGCUGUGUCCCCGUCCAGAUGAAAGAGAGACUUGAAAUGUUCCCUAUCGCUACUGUAUGUUCCUGUCACUCAAGCAGCCUCAGAGAGGAACACUAAAACAUCUCAAAAGUACUUUUCAGACUUUCACUUGUCGGAAUAUGUUUAGCAUACUGAUGUUUUUUCCCAUGACAGCGGUUGCAUUCAAAGACAUCUGCCUUUUGAGAGUAAACCGUAUGCCUGUUACCUGUGUAGCUUGUCAUCAACCAAGUAUUUGUAUUGCUAAGUAAUGGGGAAUGUCUUUUCUGGACCAAAUUGUUCCAGGAUACGUGAGGGAUAGCAGUAAUGUAGGUCACCGAUUGCCUAAAACAAUGCUAUUGGAAAUUCCUUAAUCAAACAAAGUAAUUUAAAAUUGAUUUAAAAAUUGCUGAAGUGGCCACAAGCCACAUCACCUCGCAG
Messenger RNA from Maylandia zebra (zebra mbuna), 1529 nucleotides. It is a transcript of the gene cbln4, whose product is annotated as cerebellin 4 precursor. The record is from RefSeq and is a predicted model, not a curated record. Gene Ontology annotation, molecular function: protein binding. Lineage: Eukaryota; Metazoa; Chordata; Actinopteri; Cichliformes; Cichlidae. Gene Ontology annotation, cellular component: synapse.